CUCAGUACUCAUCUUCCAUCUCUAGCUGUUUUUAGUAAACACAUUGAACUAUUUUUUUUCAAAAGAGUGAGUUUUAUUCGAAUUUUAGCAGAAAUGGCGUCCGUACAUUGUCAACUGUGGAUGGGAAGCCUGGAGUCCUACAUGACGGAGAACUUUAUCAUUGCCGCAUUCCGGAAAAUGGGCGAGGAUCCUACCACGGUGCGCCUGAUGCGCAACAAAUACACCGGCGAACCGGCCGGCUACUGCUUCGUCAACUUCAUAUCCGACGACCAUGCGCUGGACGCGAUGCACAAGCUAAAUGGUAAGACCAUUCCCGGCACCAAUCCCAUCGUGCGAUUCCGGCUCAACUCGGCCAGCAAUUCGUACAAGCUGCCCGGAAACGAACGCGAAUUCAGCGUUUGGGUGGGCGAUCUCAGCUCGGAUGUGGACGACUACCAGCUGUACAAGGUCUUCUCCAGCAAGUUCACCUCGAUCAAGACGGCCAAGGUGAUCCUGGACAGUCUGGGCUUCUCGAAGGGCUAUGGCUUCGUGCGGUUUGGCAUCGAGGAUGAGCAGAAGUCGGCGCUGUACGACAUGAACGGCUUUAUUGGACUGGGCAGCAAGCCCAUAAAGAUCUGCAAUGCUGUGCCCAAGCCAAAGUCUGAGUUGGGUGCUGCUUUGGGAGAGGGAAACACCAACUAUGGAUAUGGUGGCUCCGGGAGCAGUGCAUCCACUGGAGGAACGGAUUAUUCGCAGUAUUACGACCCUACCAGCACCUACUGGCAGGGAUACCAGGCCUGGCAAGGCUACUACGAGCAGGCGGGGCCCUCGAUCACAGAUGCGGCUGCCUACUACCAGCAGGCAAUGUCGCAGUCGCACUCCAAUCCGCAGACCCUCGCACAACACGCCGAAGCAUGGAGUGCCCAGCGCAGCGCCCAGUAUGAGCAGCAGCAGCAAAUCGCCUCUGCCGCCAACGGAGCUGAAGAGGAGUACGGCCUCGUGGAGCACAAAUUCGUCCUGGACACCGACAAGCUCAAUCGCGAGGCCAUCGAUGCGGAUCGCCGUCUGUACGACGCUUUGGAGAGCUCCAAGUGGCUGCCCAUCGAGCAGCUGGAGGUCUUUUAGGCCACUGAUCUGAAGUGUGCCUACUAUAAUUUAGUUAAGUUAGCAUGGGAAAAUAAAAAGCCUCUCUUAGCAUUAA
This is a messenger RNA of Drosophila elegans, 1180 nucleotides long. RefSeq names its product tRNA selenocysteine 1-associated protein 1 (gene Secp43). The record is from RefSeq and is a predicted model, not a curated record. The transcript has 2 exons. Lineage: Eukaryota; Metazoa; Arthropoda; Insecta; Diptera; Drosophilidae. The coding region runs from base 94 to 1104 and encodes 336 amino acids. Gene Ontology annotation, molecular function: RNA binding.